Tripterygium wilfordii is the source of this 999-nucleotide messenger RNA. RefSeq lists its product as uncharacterized. Bases 1 to 999 code for a protein of 332 amino acids. The transcript has 2 exons. Gene Ontology annotation, molecular function: nucleic acid binding; RNA-DNA hybrid ribonuclease activity. Lineage: Eukaryota; Viridiplantae; Streptophyta; Magnoliopsida; Celastrales; Celastraceae. The record is from RefSeq and is a predicted model, not a curated record.
AUGGCGUUAGGGGCCAAAAUACUCUUGUUUGGGCUCAUGAAAAAUCUGGAUUAUUUUCUGUCUGGUCGGCCUAUUGGCGUGCUCGCUCGCUCACUAUAUUUCCAAACUCAUUCGUUGAAUUCUGCAAGCCCUCCUCUGACUAGCUUUGCGUGGCCCAAGCUAUGGAAUCUACAAAUGCCGUAUAAGGUGAAAUUUUUUGCCUGGAGAGCUUGUCAUGAUAGUCUUGCCACAUAUUGCAACUUGAACCGCAGAGGCAUUAUUGUUGAUACUAUGUGCAUUGCCUGUGGAUCCACCCCGGAAUCAGCCCUUCAUUUAUUCAAGGAGUGCAGGAACAGGGCUGCUCUGAGAAGUUCUUGUGGUCUGCCCUCCUCCGUUUUUUCGGGGUCCUAUCCAUGUAUAAGGAGUUGGCUUUCCGCUGUGGUAACUACCCUCUCCCCUAGCAAGCUGACUAAUCUCUUCUCUUUACUUCACCAUAUAUGGCUUGAUAGAAAUGGUCAAGUCCAUGGGGAGGCUCCAAUGACCAGUCAAGAAGUUCUUCUAGCUAGUCAAAGGUUAUCCCAUGAUUGGCAACUAGUGCGGAACCCUCACAUACAACUCCCCCGAAGAACCACUAUCGUGGCUAAGUGGCAACCUCCCCCACCGGGCAAGGCAAGAGGCCCGACGACCAUCGAAGGGGUGGUCUUUUUGUUUGGAGCUCAAUUGUCCAGGGAUUUGGGUUACAACAACAUUAUUUUGGAAGGGGAUGCCUUGGAGAUGGUAAUUAGUAUCCAGAAGUCACAUACCUCCCUCCAAGUUUAUGGUCACCUGUUAGAGGAAAUCCAUCUUAUUAUUGAUCCCAUAUCUUGUGUUGUGACACAUACAACCCGGGAUGGUAACAGGGUUGCUGAUGCCCUUGCACAUUUGGGGCGUUCUUCCCCUUCUAAAUGUGUUCUUGUACACGGUUUACCGCCUUCUACUAUUUCACUUCAUACAGUGGACUGUAAUGGUUUAUUUGCUUAA